Messenger RNA from Penicilliopsis zonata CBS 506.65, 3834 nucleotides. RefSeq lists its product as hypothetical. Gene Ontology annotation, biological process: protein desumoylation. Gene Ontology annotation, molecular function: SUMO-specific endopeptidase activity. Gene Ontology annotation, cellular component: cytoplasm; nucleus. The transcript is spliced from 8 exons. Bases 110 to 3724 code for a protein of 1204 amino acids. The record is from RefSeq and is a predicted model, not a curated record. Lineage: Eukaryota; Fungi; Ascomycota; Eurotiomycetes; Eurotiales; Aspergillaceae.
ACACUCUGAGGUAGAUUCUUCAGACAUGCAGAAGAGCGCCAAAUUCCUGAAGAAUCUUGAUCCAUACGUCCCAUAAUUACUGCAAGCUGCUUCCCAGUCCCGCUGAGGGAUGAGUCGUCUAGUGGGCCGGGCAAGGCAGAUGUUCAGUCGGAAUCAACGCCCCAGUGCUGAAGCGGAAGAUGAGAAACGGCUGUUUCCUAAUUUUGAGGAAAAAACAGAUGGAGUGCCGAUCAUUCCUGGACAAACCUUUACCCACAAGGCGAAGCGGUCAAAUUUGCUUCAAUCCCCUUUCAAACCUCUGGACCGAAUCUCACAAAAGGCGAGGGAAAGCGGGCCGGUGAACUCGAAAGCGCGGGCGAAACAAACUGCCGCUCGGCAGACUGUGAACAACCCCCAUCGCCUCAGUACCAGCAUUGCCGAAGAGGAGUUCGAAGAGUCAACACGUCCCUCUAAGCGUCAACGUCGCCAAGGUCCAGCAGAGAGUUCGGCCAGCGUCGUGGACCUCUCAUAUGAAGACGCGACAGAGGCAACGUCGCCCAAUCUACAGCAUUCCCCGCGCUUAUCGACCUCCUCCAGUCAUCAUUCGACCAAGGGCAGGAAGUCCCUCUCCGGUCUCAGCAAUGUCGAGGAAUUCUGGGAUGUAGAAAAGAUGACCAGAUGCGGAUACCAGAACAGCCCUAAGUCUAGCCGACAUCAACCCUUGUCCGGGACCUCGCACCCCAAAACGCUCAGCAGAGCGCAACAGUCGUUAGUUUCCAUCAUGGGUGACUCCGAUCGUUCAUAUGCCAAGCGAUCGAGUCCGGCCUCCACAGCCCGAGUCUUUGAUCGGGUUCAGAUAUUUGUGCCACCCGAGGGAAAGGAAUCAGCAAACCAUUCAACUCUACAGAAAAAAUUUGUACCUACGGAUGGGAGACGCCGCUCGUACGAUCCGAGGGAGAGUCCUGACGAAUUGCAAGGUGAAGCCACUGUGCCGCCUCGUCCGGCUAAUUUCAUCGUUCGUCGAACCAGGGCCCCUGAGCAUGGACAAGAAGCUUCAGGCAAAACACGCAGAGAACCUAGUCGAUCGCCUUCACCGAGGGAUAUUCGACCCACCCGCUUCCUGUCAGGUUUACAACAUGAACCCCAGAAACUCACUCAAGGCACACCAAAACCAGAGAGGAUCCCGCGUGCCAAAAGAAGAUACUUUGACGCGAAACUCAUCCGAUUCGGUUCAAUUGAUCUGGAGGCUUCUGACAAGCAACCUAUUCAAGUUCAAGUAGACAACACAAAAGAGACCAUUGAGUUGUCUGAGGCUUCGCGAGAACCCGGGAGCAACACAAGCAUUCCUAUUCAGAAACUUAUCGUACUGUUUCGAGGGACAGAACCCAGCCAGAAAGUACGAUUAAAGCUGUCAAAGAGCAAAGACGGGGGCGACCUGAUCGAUUUGGAAUUCUUAACCUCAAGGGAUAAAGAGGAUUUGUGCUCCCUCCUCGCCCAGAAGGGCGUGAAGGUGCAGGAAAAGUCAUGUGAAUGGAUGAACAAGGCCUUUCAAAUCUACAAACAAAAUCAAACUCGCCAAUCAUCCGGAACAAAACGCCCUUGUGUGGAAAGCGUGCCAGAGCCUGUUCCUGCGGCCACAGUUCAAGUGGUCAAGCGGGCUAAACUCUCUGCUUCUCUCCAGGAAGCCGUGGAAAUUCUUUCCAAGGAUCAUGUCCCCUCUGCACCAAAUUCCGCAUCGCCGACGUCGCCCAACAAACGGUCCGAAAAUUCCGAUUCUGGGGCCCAUAGCCAUCCCCGGAAUACACGCCCUGAUGACGAAAUUUUGAUUCCUGUGAAGAAGUUUGAGCCAAAUCCAUCCUUUGCUCGUGAGACAAGAUCAAAGGCGCGUCGAGCGACAUCACCAGUAUUAUGUGAUGACGACGAUAAUGCGAAAGUACAAACAACACCUGAGCGAAAGGGCGGCAAAUGGAAAAAACCCCUUGUGUAUCCACCUCUUGGAAAGAAGAAAGCGGAAGUGGAUUUCAAUGAUCGCGAGCGCCUCAAAGAAGGAGAGUUUCUCAACGACAACCUUAUUGGAUUCUAUGCCCGCUUCCUAGAGGACCAUCUAGGACGUACUCGUCCGGAAGUUGCCAAGCGGAUCUAUUUUUUCAACUCGUACUUCUUUGCGACGCUCACAAAUCUGCCACGGGGUCAACGCGGGAUCAACUAUGAAAGUGUGCAGAAGUGGACACGACAAGUGGAUAUCUUUAGCUAUGACUAUAUCGUGGUCCCGAUCAAUGAGUCUUAUCAUUGGUAUGUCGCUAUUAUCUGCAAUCUCCCGGCUUUGCAGAUCACACCUCCUGCUACUUCAGAAACGGAAGCGGGCAUUCAAGAGAAUGAAACAGAACCCCCGUCUCAAGCGCAAAGUGAGGUGCAAGAAAUACCAGAGACCCCAGAACCAGACGAGCCCGGUGAAGGGACAAAGACGACUCUCGACCACAAAGCCGAGCCAAUGAAGGAAGAAGUAGCUCGUCAGUCAUUAGCUUCUAUGACCUUAUCUGAUAAUGAUAAGGCGGAGGGAGAGGAUGACCAGGGGACAACUCAGAGUACCAGCGAUGGGGAAUGGCCAGAAGGCGAAGAAAACCCAACAUCAGCCUCUACGAAGUUCGCUGAGUCGAAUGAGAAGGUUGACAAGCCCGUCAAGAGCGGCGACAGUGUCAAGGAUGAGCCUCGGGCCGCAAGGUCGUCGCAGAAAGGCGGGAAAUCAAAAAAGAGAGCGCCCCCUUCGUCGGCUAAACUUGACGCUCAACAGCCGGUUAUCAUCACUUUUGAUUCAUUGGAUUUACCUCGUUCGCCGACAAUUAAGCUUCUGCGCGAAUACCUUCAGCAAGAGGCUUCAUCCAAGAAGGGAGUCGAGCUAGAUACGAGUUUAAUCAAAGGCAUGAGGGCUCGGCAGAUACCGUUCCAGUCCAACUUCUCUGACUGUGGGUUGUAUCUGCUGGCCUACCUUGAGAAAUUUGUCCAGAACCCUGAGCAAUUCAUCACCAAACUGCUCCGCAGGGAGAUGCAAGUGGAAAGGGAUUGGCCUGUUUUAAAAUCAGGGUUUCUGCGAAGCCGUCUUCGCAAAUUUUUGGAUGAACUGUAUAAUGAACAAGAGCAACAACAGCAACGAAACGGCCGAAAGCCAACCAACAAUGAGAUCAUGGCUGAUCAGGAAGUUGUUUCUUUCCUUCUGGGCUCCCAUGAACUGAAUGAAAAAGAAGCUGCCGAAAAAGGCGAGCAAACGGAACAGAAAAAAUCGGAGUCCAGAGUUGAUCCAAAGGAGGGCCCCAUUGAGACGGGAAAAAGCAUGGAGCAGACCCUCGAGGGUGUCUCACAGCUGGAAGGCUCAUCCUCGUCCAAGCUAUCGAACUCACCUGAGGGGGAAAAUACUGAAACUGUGGCAAUGUCAAAGCAGGCCCGGAGAGGUCGCGCUGACGGUGCGGUGGUUGAAGUUCCAGACAGCCAAGAACAAGAGUAUGGCGAUGUUGGCCAAGCCGACCUUCGUGCCAGCUUUGAGCAGGGUCGUGACAAUGAACACCCAGUACAGACGCCUCGUCAAGACACUGGCGGCUCCACAGUUGAAGUGCAGAUCCCCGGGACUCCUCCAAAAAGCUCUCCCCAAGCCCAGAAGUCUGUACGAAAGAGUCCGAGAAACUCGAAAAAAGGGGUUAAGAAGAUGGUACCGAAUGAUGUCGAGAUCAUCCAGUUACCUGAUACUCAAUGAAAGAUGGACGCAAUCGAAUGUUUUUUUUUUCUUUUUCAUGACCAAGCUAUCACUAUUGAUUUAUUUACCAGCGGCAUUGAUAUCUGGCGUUGAAGGCAUAGGAACCUGUC